This is a messenger RNA of Notothenia coriiceps (black rockcod), 1015 nucleotides long. RefSeq names its product sodium/iodide cotransporter-like. The transcript has 6 exons. Bases 159 to 992 code for a protein of 277 amino acids. Gene Ontology annotation, biological process: iodide transmembrane transport; sodium ion transport. Lineage: Eukaryota; Metazoa; Chordata; Actinopteri; Perciformes; Nototheniidae. Gene Ontology annotation, cellular component: extracellular exosome; membrane. The record is from RefSeq and is a predicted model, not a curated record. Gene Ontology annotation, molecular function: symporter activity.
UUUUAGCUCUUAAAAAUGCAUGUAAACAUUACAUAACAAUGUGUUUAUGAUAUCCUCCUGCUGCUCAAAGUUGAAUUGCCUCUAAUUCACUCUGACAGAUAAAUCAAACAUCCGGAUCCACCAAACUACAGUAAGGCAGAGGGAAUCAAAGUAAAAUAAUGGAAGAACAAUCUGCAGGCUUCGUCCUGGCUGACUACGCAGUCUUCGCUGCCAUGUUGUUUGUCUCUAUGGGCAUCGGACUCUUUCAGGCCCUGAAGAAGGGGUCAGGGGAAGCCACUGCUGAUGACUUCUUCAUGGGGGGUCGGAGCAUGCCGGCAGUGCCCGUCGGUCUGUCGCUCUGUGCCAGUUUUAUGUCAGCAGUCCAGGUUCUGGGUGUUCCCGCAGAGGCUUCUCGCUAUGGCUUUAAAUUCCUCUACAUGUGCCUGGGACAGAGCAUCAACUCCGUGCUGACAGCUUACCUCUUCUUGCCAGUUUUCUUUCGACUGGGCAUCACCAGCACCAAUCAGUAUCUGAAGAUGAGAUUUGGUCGAGGGAUGCAGCUGUUAGGAAGUGUCCAGUUUCUGCUGGCGACGCUGCUUUACACAGGGAUUGUCAUCUAUGCACCCGCUUUGAUCCUCAACCAAGCUACCGGACUCAAUCUGUGGGUGUCUCUGUUUUCUACUGGGAUCAUUUGCACCCUGUACACAACAAUGGGGGGCAUGAAAGCUGUGAUCUGGACUGAUGUGUUCCAGAUUAUUGUCAUGUUGGCUGGCUUUGUAGCCAUUUUCAUCCAUGGCACAGUUCUGGUUGGUGGUCCUUCACUGGUGCUGGAGAUCGCUAAAAAUGGAUCCCGCAUGAAUUUUGAUGAUUUCAGCAUUGAUCCGCGACAGCGCUAUUCCUUUUGGAGCCUGUCUGUGGGGGGUGCAAUGGUUUGGCUGUCCAUGUACGGGGUGAACCAAGCUCAAGUCCAGCGCUACAUCUCCUGCAGAUCAGAAAAAGAUGCCCAGUGGUGAGUUAGGACCUAUCUAUCAUUCAG